AUGGCGAGCAGCAUUAAGAUCGACCAGGAAUCCUCGCUGUCAGCGCGGGAGAGGUUCGAUGUGGUACAGAGGCUGCAGGCCGGGACACCGAUCGGCCGGAUAGCUGGUGAGUUUGACAUUCACCCCACCACCGCGCGCCGCAUCAGGCGGAACGCAGUAACGGUAUGCCAACCGGCUGAACAGAAGGAUAUAAUGUGGAUGCGGGAAAGCACACGGAAGCCAGGCGACGAGGAUGUGGACUUGCGGCUGUACUCCUGGUACACGGAGCAAAACGCGGCCAGCCCGUCGGUCACGGACUCUUUGCUUUGGGAAAAAGCGGUACAGCUACAAAAGGAGCUCGGCGGGCCGACGAUCAGCAGAGGCUGGCUCACGAAUUUCAAGGAACGCCAUAGUAUAAACCUCGACGAUCAGGCGGGAAAUUCAAACUCCUAUACAGAGGUGUAUGUGAAAGAGGAGGUAAUGCUGGACGAAAUAACGGACCUAGACACACCGGUAGAUGGGAAUCUACCAAUCGAAGUACAUCCAGAAGAAUUUUUGAAAGACCUUACCGAGCGACUCAAUGGCGUAACAAGGAAGAACGUUUAUUAUAUGAAAAACACGUUUCUAGCGUGGAAAGCGUUCCCCACGAAGCUCUUAGAACAGUGCCAAAGGAAGAAGAGCAAAGGCGCGAAAUUCAAAAGCGACCGAGUAACCGUCAGCCUGUGUUGCAAUGUGUCCGGUUGUCGUAAGCUUGAACCCUUGUUUAUUUACAGAAUCGAGAAGCCGAAAGCGUUGAAGCAUUGCAGGGACAGGUUGCCUGUGCUUUUUAAGAGCCAGCCGGAAGCGCGUAUGGAUCGUGCGACGUUUCUUGACUGGUACGAGAAUCAUUUUAAACCGACCGUGAAGAUACUUCAGUUCCCUGAUAACGUCGGUAAAGUUGUUCUACUGCUGGAGGACGAUCAGAGGCAGAGUUUAGGGUUACCUAGAGAUUUUGGGCAGGCUGAUGACAUUCAGAUUAUGUUCUUCCCCGUAGCCGGUGCCUCGCUCUUGCAACCCCUCGAGCAAGAGGUAGCCGAAAAGACUAAACGGUCCUACCGGCUGAAAAUGUUGGGCCGUGUUUUAAACUUUCCGGGCGGUGUACGAAAAUUUUACUUCGACUAUGAUCUCAAAGAUUGUAUUGAUCUGUUCGCCGAAGCGUGGACUGAAGUUAGCGCCGCAACCGUUGAACAAGCCUGGAAUCGGAUCAUCAACAAAAUCCCUGAUGUUGUUCCGAUAAAAGAGGAGCCGGUUGAUCCUUUGGAACCCAAUCUACAGGACAUCAUUGGCGUCAUCUCUGGGGAGCAACAACCUAAAGAGUCUGUCAAUGAAUUUUUAUACCGAUGCGAGGAAGCGGAAAAGAAUUUCAUGAAGUACGAUGAAACGAGGAAUGACGACGACGACGAUGACGAUGAUAAUUACGACGACGAUAGCGAUGAAGACAUGGACGAGUUCGAUAGUGAAACUAAAGUACCCACUGAACAAGUAAUGAAGAAAGCGUUCGACACUCUCUUGAGAUGGUCGAAACUGCAACCACAGUAUAUUCAGCUCCAAGUCGAAUACUUGAAGAAUUAUUAUGAAAGUACUAUUAGUAACAAAUAA
Nomia melanderi (Alkali bee) is the source of this 1617-nucleotide messenger RNA. Lineage: Eukaryota; Metazoa; Arthropoda; Insecta; Hymenoptera; Halictidae. The record is from RefSeq and is a predicted model, not a curated record.